CCUGAACAGCUGAGAGAGAGAGAGAGAGAGAGAGGGAGCAUGGGAGGGAAGAGAGAACGAGCCACCUCAUCAAACACUGACAGAGAGGAGAGUGAGAGAGAGAGAGAGAGAGAGAGAGAGAGAGAGAGAGAGAGAGAGAAAGGGAGAUAGAGAGAGAUAGAUAGAUAGAUAGAGAGAGAGAGAGAGAGAGAGAGAGAAAGGGAGAGAGAGAGAAGGAGGAGGAGAGCAAGGGAGCAGUGAAGAAGGACACAGCAGGAGAAUCAGAGGCUGAACUUUUGUGAAACUUUUUCACAAAGAAACCCAAAAGCUUGAGGACUCAGGAUGUCGUCAGUACAUCAGGAGAACGGCCCAGAAGACGUCGGCCACCACAGCUUCUGGAUGCCUGGAAACUACCAGCGGACGGUGAAGAGGACGGAGGACGCCUUCCAGGCGUGUAACGACAUCGUGACGUGUUUUCAGGAGCGGGCUCGAGUAGAGAGGCUUUACGCUCAGCAGCUCAACGAGUGGAGCAACAAAUGGAAGCCCCUAGUGGACACCAGUCCUCUGUACGGCUCUCUGUUACGGGCGUGGCAGUGUUUCCUCUCCUCCGCCGACCGUCUCUCCACCCUGCACUCCUCCAUCUGCCGCUCCCUGGUGUCUGAGGACGGAGACCGGAUCAGGACGUGGCAGAAGGAGACCUUCCAUAAGAAGAUGUUCGGCGGCUUCAGGGAGUCGCAGGACUUUGAGACGGGAUUCGCUCGCGCUCAGAAACCCUGGGCCAAGAGACUCAAGAAGCUGGAGAAGGCGAAGGCGGCGUUCCACAAAGCGUGCCGUAAGGAGCACACGGCUCGGGAACGGGAAGCCCACGCUCAGGGAAACCCUGACAUCGCCAUCGAGAAACAGAGGAAGAUCCAGGACGAGCGAGAGAACGCACAGCAGGAGACUCAGAAAGUGAGAGCCCGGUACGAGAAGGUUCUGGAGGAAGUGACACGUUACGCCCCGCGCUACAUGGAGGAAAUGGAGUCCAUCUUCGACCAAUCGCAGGAGGAAGAAAGGAAGCGGAUCAGCUUCCUCAAGCAGGCCUUUUUGUCCAUCCACAGGCACCUCGACGUCACCAACAACGAGAGUGUGAAGACCGUGUAUAAUGAGCUCCAUGAUGCUCUGAUGGCCAUUAAUGACCAGGAGGACCUGCGCUGGUGGAAGAACACACACGGGCCGGGCAUGCCCACCGACUGGCCCCAGUUCCAGGAAUGGACACCGGAGAAGAAGCUUAAGAAAGGAAAGAAAGCUGUGGAGCAGAAAGCGGUGGUGAUGGAGAGAGGUGUGAUGAUUGGUGGAGUCCGAGUUCGAGCUCUUUAUGAUUAUGCUGGACAGGAGCCGGAUGAGCUGUCCUUUAAAACUGGUGAGGAGUUUGUGAAGAUCGAGGAUGAGGAUGAUCAGGGUUGGUGUAGAGGGAUGAUGGAUGGAGGCAAAGAGGGUCUUUAUCCAGCCAACUACGUGGAGGUGGUGUAGGUCCACCGGUGCGACCUACCACUGUGAUGGAACACACACACACACAAACACACACACACACACACACACACUGACAACACUGCUUUCAACACGCCCUUGUCAACGACAUCACACGAGUGCGUUAGUUACAGCUCAGUUGCUUCAGAUUGCAAUGCCUUCUGGGUAACUUUUGCCUUUGAAGUCUAAAGUCAUGUGGCACUGAACAAACAUCUUGUGCAGAACUUCCAAUGUGUGCAUUGGGCUCCACCCUGCUCCACCCAGCCCCACCCUACUCCACCCAUCUCAGCCCACGUUGUCCAGCCCCAUCUCAAUCUACCUACCCCAGCCCCCAGACUCCACCUAGCCCCACCCACUUUGCCUAACCCCACCAUAUUUCACCCAGUCCUGCCCUGUUCCACCCAACCACGCCCACUCUGCCUAGCCCCACCUACUCCAUAAUUCACCCACUCCUGCCUCAUUCCAUGCAGCCACGCCCACUCUGCCUAGCCCCACCUACUCCAUAUUUUACCCACUCCUGCCCUGUUCCACCCAACCACGCCCACUCUGCCUAGCCCCACCCAGCCCAUAUUUCACCCACUCCUGCCUUGUUCCACCCAGCCACGCCCACUCUCCUAGGUGCAGCCCCACUCCCCAAUUUCUAACAAAGUUGCAUUGGCUGUAAAAUGAAAGUCAUUAAACAGGUCUGGACCAUCACGUGCGUACCCGGGCUGAUAAAAUAACACACUGACCCCUCAGAUAACGACACCGUUUCAACCAAGGACAAACAGAGAGGAGGAGUCGACAAGGGCGUGUUCAAAACAAUACUGAAACCCAGCCACACUCUGCCUCAUGCGUCCUGACUGAUUCUGGAGCUUCCCAACUUCCUGCCGGUCCAUCGUUUUUAUUUAAAAUUUGUAUUAUUUGGUAUUUUCUGUGUAAAAAAAGUUUCUACGUGUUUAGAGUUUGGAAGCGACGCUAGUUGAGAAACGAGAAUGAGAGAAGUAGAGAAGUUUGCUGUGAUGUUCGGGUGUUUCGUUCGAGUCGGAGGUGUUUAAUAUGCUAGCAUGUACGUGUAUGAGGAUUGUGCAGAGCGAAUAUCACGAUGAAUAUCUGACCAGUCGAAUUCUUCAAGCAUCGUGAAGCGCUACUCCCGGUCAGUGUCAGCUGACGUAAAGACUACGUCGGGUCGACAGAACACCCGAUUCAAGUGACAUGGAGUGUUCCUGACAUGAAGCUAUGACACUUUCCUGAUUGGUUCAUGUUCGAUUGACUUCGUAGCUCAGUGUACUCUUAGCAUCCUGUACUCUCCUGGCAAUAAUUCUCUUGAACUUGUUCUAUAUUUUGUAACAUUACAACCUGGAACUUAAUUGUGAUUUUUAACGUGAUGUAAACAUUGUUGUUUCGCCCCCUGGAGGACACAUAGUAGAUAUACUGUACCUUGGCUGUAGUUCCAGCUGUAUCUCUAUCAGCUGUGCACAUCUGGAACCCGAUAUUUUUGUAGUCAGAUCCGACUGCGGUUUGGGCUUUGACUGGGUCGUUCAUUCAGGUUCCUGCUUCCUGUUGCAAACAAAGUGAAGCUCCGCCCCAAUCACAAGUCACCUGCGUACCGAAACAUGUUCUAGGAUUGUUCCGGAUUUGCCUCUUCCGUCUAUCCCGCCCUCAAGCCUGACCAGUUUCCCAGUCCCUGCUGACCACGCAGCCUCCCUACGUCACGAUGGUACCAGCACCGUGCUUCACCGCGUGGGAUUUCCACCCGAAAACUCUUCACCGCGUGUUCCAACAUCUCGAAUGUUUCCCAAAGCUUUUUCUUCUUCUCCCAUUUCAGUUCCAGGCUGUAACGCUGUAAACGGAGUUUCGUUUAUAUAUAAUUUAUAUAUUUGUGCGUGUCUGUGGGGAAGAUUUCACGUAGCUGCCGUUUGAGCAUUUCAGGAAGCGCUUCACACCGAAGAAUCACAAACCAAAAGUUUAUUCUGUGUUAAAAAUCUUUAUCAUUUCUCUUUUAAGUAAUAUAUGUUAUUAUAUGUAUAUUUUUUUGUAGCCGUAAAGCAGCAGGCGGCGUCUGUACGACGUCCGUACGACGUCCCGCUGACUUCAUUUCACCUCCUUUGAGUUCAUCGGUGUUAAAGAGUGUAAAAUUUACAUAAGAGUUAUUUUUGGUUUGUUUUUGUUUUGUUUUUAAAUAUGCAAAGCGUUCUUUUAAAGGGUGACGUGUGUACGUGCGUAUCAUGAUACGUGCACCUUAUUUACCGUAGCUAUUCAGUAGAACACACACACACACACACACACACACACACACACACACACACACAUACACACACGGGACGGGAAGGUUGUUUCUAAAUGUCAAAAUACCAAUAAAUAAAUGUAAACAAAUAAAUGGUCUCUUUGUGUUGGGUAUUGUGUGUGUGUGUGUGUGUGUGUGUGUGUGUGUGUGUGUAUGCUUCCAUAUAUAGCAUCAUAGGAUCUUGCUUCUCAUUGCCUACUAAAAAUGUCAGAGGACUGAAUGUGUCAUCUGCUACAGCAGGGGGAAGAGCUUUCUCUUAUAGAGCCCCACAGUUAUGGAACAGUCUUCCUAUUAGUGUUCGGGACUCAGACACAGUCUCAGUGUUUAAGUCUAGGCUUAAAACGUAUUUGUUUACUCAAGCCUACCCUGACUAGAUUCUGUUCUACUACUUC
Messenger RNA from Ictalurus furcatus (blue catfish), 4146 nucleotides. Its product is annotated as protein kinase C and casein kinase substrate in neurons protein 1. Gene Ontology annotation, biological process: plasma membrane tubulation; regulation of endocytosis; cytoskeleton organization. Gene Ontology annotation, molecular function: phospholipid binding; protein binding. Gene Ontology annotation, cellular component: cytoplasm; endosome; plasma membrane. The transcript has 10 exons. The record is from RefSeq and is a predicted model, not a curated record. NCBI's taxonomy places the organism in Eukaryota, Metazoa, Chordata, Actinopteri, Siluriformes, Ictaluridae. Bases 322 to 1491 code for a protein of 389 amino acids.